AUGGAUCCUAUUAAUGUUAGCUGUAUUCGAUGGAUACCUAAGAAUUUCUGCAAAAGCAGCAUGUUUUACAGUUAUUAUGAUCGCAUAGAUGAUAAUAAUAGUUUAGAUCAAUCUAGCAUGGUUGAAAAUGGAGUCAACUCUGAUAAAUAUAUGUAUAUGCCUUUGGAUAAUGAAAUUACAAAUGGCAAAUUGCUCGAGAAUAACCUUGCAAAGGAAAAAGGUAUUAAUGAGGAAUGGAAUUAUUUGAAUGAUGGAGAUCUCUCAGAUUCUUGCCCAUCUAUAGAAGAAUCAGAUAGGGUUCUAGUAGUAGGAAGUAAUUACGAAGAUUAUUCUUCACUAGAAAUUGUAUUAUACAAUGUAGAUAGUUGUGGCCUUGAAACUCAUCAUGAAAUACCGCUAAAUGGCUAUCCAUUGGCUAUGGAAUUGUUACCUAGACAGAAUUUAGGAGUUUUAGCUUGUAUUGGGACUUAUACUCCUGAUAUUACCAUAUGGGAUAUAUAUGAUGUAGAUUUACUGGAACCAUUGGCAGUUUUAUCUACUUAUAAUGGCAAACAUAAAGAAAGGAAAGAUAGGAAUUGUGGAAUCAUUUCAUUGGAUUACGAGAGGAACUAUUUAUGCGCUGGUUCGGAAGAUCAUAAUGUAUACAUGUGGGAUCUGCAAAAGCAAGAAAUAUUUAAUACAAUUAGGCAUCACAACGACAAAGUACAAAUUGUCAAAUGGCACAACAAUGACCCAAAUAUACUUAUUUCUGCAGCAUUUGAUAAUAAAUUAGUGGUUAAUGAUAUAAGAAAUAAUGUUAAAGUAGGCGAAAUGACACUUAGUAGUGAUGUUGAAUGUGCAAUAUGGUAUAAUAGUACAGAUUCAUUACUAGUUGGAUUUGAAAAUGGUAGUAUUAAAUGUUAUGACUUGAGAGUUAUGGGAAAUGAAAAUGUAUGGUCAGUUGAUAACAACAAAAAAGCUUGUACUAGUUUAGCAUUGAAAUCAAAUGUACUAGUAUCUUCUAGUCUCUCAGGGACGGUGAACAUUUAUUCCCUAGAUCCUAAUAGUAACACAUGCCCUGAGCCAAAGAAGAUAUACAAAAAAAAGUUAGGCGCAGGGCCGAUAUUUGCCUCAUCAGCCUCAAUCGAUGAUGAGUAUAUAUUUGCCUUUGGAUGUGAAGUCAUUGUUAUCGCAGAUUUAUUAUCAUUUGACAAAUUUAGGCAAAUGAUACAAUAA
Messenger RNA from Babesia microti strain RI, 1215 nucleotides. RefSeq names its product PWP1, periodic tryptophan protein 1. Bases 1 to 1215 code for a protein of 404 amino acids. NCBI's taxonomy places the organism in Eukaryota, Apicomplexa, Aconoidasida, Piroplasmida, Babesiidae. Gene Ontology annotation, molecular function: protein binding. Gene Ontology annotation, biological process: rRNA processing. Gene Ontology annotation, cellular component: nucleus. The transcript is spliced from 6 exons. The record is from RefSeq and is a predicted model, not a curated record.